UUGAAUAGAAUGACAAGGAAACAUGCCAACCGCUGAAGACGAAUCUCAUCGUUAUAACCGCGCGCAGGCUCAUUCUUUCGCGUUAUUAUGCCGUUUAAGCGCCACUCCAUCGCGGUGCAUGCUGUGAAUUUGAAAGGAGCCACGGGGAAAGCCGCUUGGGUGCGAGCCAAAAAUUACAACUGAAAGAAGAAACCCAACCCUGCUUCGAUUACGCACCGAGAGAGGGAGCACGCUGAAUGUGACAGCCUGUAUCAGGGGCACUUCAACAACUCAUCUGCGAGGCUGAGAUCGACCGUGUACGCUACUUUAUCCGUGUUCUGGUUUGUGCACCCUCAAAGGAUGUAGACGUCGGCCUGCUAUACUUCGCUUUGGCAUGCUCGCUUUAACGAGACUUGUCGCCAGUGGUUCAACAACGCGUUUUUGAACAGGCAAUGCAUUCCCUACGUGUUUUGUGGCGCAAACUACGAAAACCAUGCGCUUUUCUCAGUGAUUCGUCCUCUUGCGUAGGUAUACGUGUGUUAGUAGUUGAAAAUGCCUAGGUUUUGAUACAUAAUUUUUUUUUACGUACGGAAAAUAUCAAAUUCGUCUGGGAGGAGCAACUCUGUCUACACUUCGGCUUCCACGACAAUAUCCUAGUGGGUUUUUGAUGGAGCUGGAGAACAUUGUUGCAAACACGGUACUCCUGAAGGCCAGAGAGGGUGGAGGAGGAAAACGAAAAGGAAGGAGUAAGAAAUGGAGGGAGAUCCUCCGCUUCCCUCAUAUCAGUCAGUGCACAGAUCUGAGCAAAGCCAUCGAGCCAGAUUACUUCAGCCUGUGUGAGAAGCAGCCCAUCGGGAGACUUCUGUUUCGCCUCUUCUGUGAGACCAGACCAGAGCUGCAACGUUGCAUACAACUUCUAGAUGCUAUGGAAGACUACGAGGUGACGCCAGACGAGAAGAGAAAGAGUCAUGGAGAUGAGAUCAUCAAGAAGUUUCUCACCAAGCAGUCCCCCGAGUGUGUGGAUGUAGCCGAGGGUCUUGCUGAGAGCUGCAGAGAGAAUCUUGAACUGAGUCCCUGCAAAGAGAUCUUCAGUGACUGUCGCAAAGCUCUUCAUGACUAUUUGAGUGGUGCUCCCUUUGUUGACUAUCAGAACAGCAUGUACUGUGACCGCUUCCUCCAGUGGAAGAUGCUAGAAAGACAGCCCAUCACAAAAGACACUUUUCGCCAAUACAGAGUUCUGGGGAAAGGAGGCUUUGGGGAGGUGUGUGCGUGCCAGGUGAGAGCCACAGGUAAAAUGUAUGCCUGUAAAAAGCUGGAGAAGAAAAGGAUAAAGAAGAGGAAGGGGGAGGCCAUGGCCCUCAAUGAGAAACAGAUUCUUGAGAAGGUCAACAGCAGGUUUGUGGUGAGUUUAGCAUAUGCCUAUGAGACCAAAGAUGCCCUGUGUCUGGUACUGACCUUAAUGAACGGAGGGGAUCUGAAGUUUCACAUCUAUAACAUGGGAACUCCAGGCUUUGAGAAGGAGCGUGUGCGGUUCUACGGCGCUGAGAUCUGCUGCGGUCUAGAUCAUUUGCAUCAAGAGUCUAUCGUCUACAGGGAUUUAAAACCAGAGAAUAUACUCUUAGAUGACAAUGGUCAUAUCCGGAUUUCAGACCUGGGGCUGGCCAUUAAAGUGCCUGAUGGAGAGCCGAUCCGUGGCCGAGUGGGGACAGUGGGCUACAUGGCUCCAGAGGUGAUUAAUAACGAGCUGUAUAGCAUGAGUCCGGACUGGUGGGGGUUGGGUUGUCUGAUCUACGAGAUGACCGCCGGGCGAUCGCCUUUCCGUGCUCGCAAAGAGCGAGUGAAGAGGGAGGAGGUGGAGAAGAGGGUGCAGGACGAAGAAGAGGAGUACAGCGACAAGUUUUCAGAAGACACCAAAGCCAUCUGCAGGAUGCUGUUAGCCAAAGAUCCCAAGCAGAGGCUCGGCUGCCAGGCGGACGGAGCUGCUGGAGUCAAAGUCCACCCCUUCUUCAAGAACAUCAACUUCAAGAGAUUAGAGGCCGGCAUUCUGGAACCUUCCUUUGUGCCUGACCCAAGAGCGGUCUACUGUAAAGAUGUUCUGGACAUUGAGCAGUUCUCCACUGUUAAGGGUGUCAACCUAGACCAAACAGACAAUGAUUUCUACUCCAAGUUUGCCACUGGCUGUGUCUCCAUCCCAUGGCAGAACGAGAUGAUCGAGACUGAGUGCUUCAGCGACCUUAAUGUAUUUGGGCCUCAGGGGUCACGGCCCCCUGACCUGGACUGGAACCAGCCUCCCGAGCCACCCCGCCGCAGCCUGCUGGACAGGAUCUUUAGGAGACAUGUGAGGAUCUCCUCCACUUCCACCACAGAGGAAAACCCCAGAGAAUACAAUAGUUAACUACAGACCAGCAUCCAGAGGUGACCAUCGCUCACAGCCUGGUCUUGUCUUCCAGCGUCAACUCUGUUGACUCCAUGUCAAACUCUGCCCCCUAGUGGACAGACAGCUGCAGGACUACAGGGAACACAAACAAGUGAGCGAUAAAGAGAAAUAAAGGAAUAAAAUGAGAGUAACGAACUUCUGCCCUUUUAAAGGCUGCUCUUUAGAACAUGGAAGAGUCUAUUUUUCUCACCUUGGCCCACACUAACCAUCUACGGCCUGCAGAGAAGACAGGAGACCAAACAAACUCCCGUUAAGAGACGAAAAGACCUUUAUUUAUCCAAUUUGUGACAGAAAGGAGGACUUGUAUUCCUUCACCUCACGCUCCCUCAGGAUUGCUGGACCAGUAAAGAGCCACUGACAAUGACAGAAUAUUAACUCGUAUUAUUCAGGGGAUUUUAUCAGCAAAGAAGAGGCCUCAACAGGGAACGGGAAGGGGGCUUUUAAAAUUUUGAUCGUUUUGCGAAGGACAGAUUAUAUAGUGAACUUAAGACACUCUUCUCACACACUCACACACAAACUCUCUCUCUCUCUCUUUUUUUUUUUUUUUUUUCUUCAUUCAUCCCUGUCAUAAUACCUUCCCUUUUUGUCUUUCUGUCUACACAAAACACCUUCAACCUCAAUAAUCUCAGGCCAAAGAUAGAGCUUAUUAAAGGAAAACAUGUAUUUGAAUAACCAUUUCCAUAUUUUGUUCCAGAGAGUGACAUAAGGCCUAAAAGCACAAGAAGAAUCCGAGUUUUGUUAAGCUGGAUGUCUUUCCCUCCUAUUUCAUUUGUAUGUUAUGUGAAAUUACUCAAAAACAAACUGAAUUUACCAGCUUUGGCCAAUUCACAAAGUUGCGCAUUGGACUUAAAGGAAUGUUCUGGGUUCAAUACAAGUUAAGCUCAAUCGACAACAUUUGUGGCAUAAUGAUCACCACAAAAAUGUAUUACAUCCUGCAUGGAUUUAGGUAGUCAACCAGCUGAAACAUAGCCAAUCACAGUACAACAUAUCGGGUUAGGGAGUCCUUCUCAUCUCAUCACUUAAAUAUUUGUUCACGAACGUAUAUUAACAAACUAUUUCACUGGAUUAAAAAAAAAAAAUCUUAUUUAAAAAGGAAAUUAAUAAAAUUUGAGUAACCCAGAUUAACAUAAAUUGUACUUGUACUCUCUACAUUAGAAUCCUUUAAAAAUUAGGUUUCCAGUUGUAAAGACUUGGACAUCCAGAACGCAAUGGCCUAAAGAUACAUUGGGAUGCCCUGCAUAAAGAAUAUGUGGAACUUUGUUAGGUAAAUGUUUCUUUAAUAAAUGGGUAGUUUAUCAGUAACCUAGAGCAACUCAAAAAAGAAAAGGAUAUCUGGCUGUCAUAAUAUAAUUGUGUCUCAACCUUUCAUGUCAUGUAAGAGUUGUAAGCUUGCAUUUACAAGGUUUUUAUAUGCCUCAAAGUUCAUUAAUUCAACUUAAAUGACAAAUCAAGCGUAUUAUCAUGGUGGCUUGAAAUUAUUUCACAAAUAUAUAUGCUAAGUGCCAUUUCCAAUCAUUGAGUGUAUCAGUUAUGACAUUUAAAGGAAUAGUUCACCCAAAAAAUUUAAUUCUCUAAUUAUUUACUCAUGCCAUCCUAGAAAUGAAUGACUAUUUUUGUUUUGCUGAACACAGUUUUUUAGAAGAAUAUCUCAGCUCUGUUGUGGUAGGUCCAUACAAUGCAAGUGAAUAGGUACCAACAUUUUGAAGGAACAAAAAGUACAUAAAUGCAUUGUAAAAGCAAUCCAUACGACUCCAGUAGUUAAAUCCAUAGCUUCUAAAUUGAUAUGAUCGGUGUGGGUGAGAAACAGAUCAAUAUUUAAGUAAUUUUUUACCAGAAAUUCUCCUCCCUGCCCAAUAGGUGGUGAUGAAAAAUGCAAAUUGCCAAAAACAAAAGAAGAAUAUGAAAGUUGAAGUGGAGAUUUAUUGUAAAAAAAAUAAAUAAAAAAAAGUAUAAAAUAUUGAUCUGUUUCUCACCCACACCUAUCAUAUCACUUCUGAAGACAUGGAUUAAACCACUGGAGUCUUAAUGGAUUACUUUUAUGCUGCCUUUGUUCUUUUUGGAGCUUUAAAAUUCUGGCCACCAUUCACUUGUAUUAUAUGGACCUGCAGAGGUAAAAUAUUCUUCUAAAAACUUUGUGUUCGGCAGAAGAAAGUAAGUCAUCCACAUCCGGGAUGGGGUGAGGGUGAGUAAAUUAUGAAAUAAUUUUUAUUCCCUUUAAAAUACCAUGCCAGAAAUGUUCUCUGAAGGUUUUACUGUGAUGAUCACAAGGUGAUGUCCUUAUAUAGUGUGGGUUAAAACAUUUCACUUUAUUUCUCAUUUGGACAGUGUGUAAUAACUGAUUAUUGCACUGUAUUAUGACAUUACAACAUGUUACAUAAAUUGCACGGCACAUUGCAUUGUAAAUUCAGUAGUCAUUAAGUGGGACCAAUGUGUCAGCUGUGUCUCUGUGCAGUCACAGUUGCUUUAUGGAGGUAAAGACUGACAUGUAGGGGGGUUAAUUCUGUGUAGUUAGCUGUGGUGAGGCUUUAAAUGCCACAUUGGGGUAUGUUGUGUGAUUGAUUUGUGGUCCGUUUCAAACUAAAUUCAGAAUUGAUCGAGUCAGAAAUUAUUCAUGCAAAUACGUUUCCCUUAUUUUAAAAACUUUUGGCCAAUGUUGACCAUUUUUGUCCUUAUGAUUACAGGGAAUAUUCCUCACUUUUUCCACUUUUCUUAACCCGGUUAUUCUCUUAACCCAGUUGGUCAGUUAUUACAAAGCUUGAUUAGUUUGAUGAUUUGACAAUUUAGACAAACUUCCCCCUAUAUAUGCAGAGGUAAAACUGUGCAUAUUAUUUCUAUAUGGUGCAUUGGUGGUUUAGUAAGUGUUAAUAGCGCACUAUACCUUAAAAAUGCCUGAUGUAAACUGAUAUUUUAUGCUAUAUUAGGAAAUAAUUGUUGAUGUGAUCCCUAUUGAAUUUAAAGAGUGAAUACGUAAAGGAAAGGUAAACCAUUUUUUAUCAAUAAAGUCAACAUACUUCUAUUCUAAGUGUCCUAACUGGACGAGGAUGUUUAGUGACAGCCAAUGCCUAAUGAGCUGCAGUAAACUAGCAUUAUUUGUAGAAUAAUGGAAGAUUGUUAGGUCUGAAAUUAAAUUGUUGACCUAAUGACCUUCUGCUAACUGCAGCUCUCCAUUUCUUCCAAGCCUCUUUCAUUUCAAGGGAAAUGUAACAUGCAACAGCUGUGAAGUUUGAAAAAGAUGGUGAACUUGUCCUUAGACUGAUAGUGAACUUGUUGCUUAAAUAUAAUUCCUGUAUUUUCUCCAUACAACAAUGUGAGAAAUGACCUUGUGGUGACAGAAAUGUAAUGGUUGCAUAAAAGGGAACUUGCCUUUAAAACAAUGACCAAACUAAAAGGGAACGAGUGGUAAUUAUUUGGAGAUUUGAAUCUGGUAUUUGUCGCUAAAGGGACGAUCAGGUUUUGAAACCGAGGACAUGGGUGCUGUUGGAUUCACUUUUUUUAUGUACAUUUCUUGAAGAGAGUUUUAGCUACAUUCUGGGGAAAAAAACCAAUGAAGUGCCUCCUUUUUAGUAGUCUAGUCCAGGUUAUUGCCCAUGAUACGUUUGCACUGGUGUGUCACUUCAGUCAUUCACACGAUGCAAACAUGCACUCACAUGAGGUGUUGUAAUACACUGAUUGCAUGUGAAGCCAAACCUGACAAAGUACUUCUGAAUAAAACCUGUGCUGGCCUACACAUACCGGUGUAGUUCUUUAAAAAAUGUUAGUGUGUUUGUAUUUUUCAGGGUUCCAACUGUCAUGGAAAACCUGAAAAUGAUAAGGAAUUUAAAAUUGUGAUUUCAAGAAAAUCUUAACUUCAUAGGAACAGUCAUGGACAUAUCAGUUAUUAAAAUACUGUUUUCUGUACUGUCUUUGAGUGCAACCUCUGUAAAUGAGUUUCAAAAAUUCCAGUGAUAACAAGCAAACUGGAAAAAGUACAACAUUAAUAGUACAAAAUAACAAUGGUAUUGGUCAACAGGUGUGUCAACCCUGUGUUUUGCAUUACAUAUGAUAACAUUCAGUACAUGAACAUGAGUACCAUGAGUGGUAAAUGAACACAAAUAUUGCAAUAGUAUAUGGAUAGAAAAAGUGAAGUAUGUUGGUAUUUGAAUGGUUCUGCUUUACACCUGUUUCUUCAUUUCAACAUUCUGUGGCUGAGGUUUCCCCACUUCUGAGGAAAAGAUGAUCUGAUAAAGGUUAAGGACUUAAGUAUAAAUUACUCUGAGGGACAUUCUGAGGUUUGUGGGUUAAGGUAAUUCCACUCAUAAACCCACAUUCACCCACGUGAUAUUGCUUGAAUGUUCUUGAACAAGUUGACUUUACGUCAGUCUGAAAACCGAGAUUCAUUAAGUCAGUAUUUUUAUAAGACUAGAAAACUUUCCAUUGGCACUGAAACCAAGGCUGACAGAGGUCUCCCAACACUGCACAUUUUGGAUAGCUCCCUAAUCAAACACCCCAGAUUCAACUCAUCCUCUCAUUAGUGGAGACUCCAAGACUUGGUGUGUGUGUGUGUGUGUGAGAGAGAGAGAAGGAGAUAUACAAAAUGUGCAGUGCUGGGGGACCUCCAGGAACAGGGUUGGGAACCACUGUGUUAGAGCAUUGAAAUGGGUGUGCUCUGUGACAUGAUGUUUCCUGGAUAUGCAGAAUACUUGCAUCUUAGUGAAUGAAACCACUAUUAUGAGUUCUAAUUGGUCACAAGUCAUCAAAGUGGUGACAUAGUAGCCCCAAAAAAGUAUCUGCACACAUUUGUUUGUAUGGAUGUCAUUACAUUGCUUGAGCACAUACAGAGGGAAAAAAAUGGAAAGCAGCUCUAUUGAAAAUACUAAACCAGUAGUACACUUGAAAUCAUCUUAAUACAUUUAUGUUUAUGCAUCAAUGUAUUGCUGAAACCAGGUAGGGGAUUUCCAGUUCCCAGCAUGCUUUACAUUGGACUGGACUGGGUAAGUACAUUUUUAAAUGAAGUGUUAUUUUAUUGUAUAUGUACACAAAAUCAAACAAGGUGACUUGUUACUGUUUAGUGUUCUGUUAUGUUGGGAUUUAUAAUGGUUAGGUGAAGGUUGGGUACGUCAUGUCUUUAAAAUCAGUGUGUAUUGCAUUUCUCAUGAAGCAAAUAUGAAAUAUCAUUAUAAUGACUGGUUGGGUAUCUGGAAACUCUCAGCAACAUCUUGUCAUACAAUAGGCCUACAUAAAGAUGCAUAUAACAUGCUAAUGUGUUUGUUGCUAGUGAGCAACAAGCUGCAAGGUUCAAUAGAGUAUUUUGAACCGAAGUUAAGUUAACUCCAUUCAUUUAGGUUUUUGCUACUCAAAGAAUUUGAGUAGAGCAUACAUUUUACUUUAAUACCAUAGAAACUCAUUUACAUUGUGUGGAACCACAACUGAAUCAGUUCAAACCAACCAUAUUGUUUUAUAGUAACCGCAUGUGUACAGUAGUUCAUCACAUUAAAUAUGAACAUGUUCCACUAAUAUUUGACAAAGUUAUCAAACACAUUUUUGUCCUUAUAUACUAUUGCUUUAUAAUUUGAAACCUAACAAGUUGUAUUGCUUGAAUAGUGUGUUUGUGCUAUCUUCCUUUAACCCCUUAAAUGUAUGGGUGUUUUGCCAAACAUUAUUACAUAUUCAGGUCUUUAACGACCCGGCACGCAUAUCUAUCACAAAUGGACCUAGAAAAUGCACAGACAGUGUCAAACUUUCAAAACAUUAAGAAAAUUUGAAAAUAAUAUAUUGUGACGUUUUUAAUGUUUUAUUUUUCAUAUAUAAAAGAGAUGAUACAACAAAUAUAGAACAGGAUUCAUUACUUCCAUACUGAAAUUUCAUGAGACACAACAGGCUGUCAUACAUAUAUUGGGCUACACCGAUGUAUUUUCUCCAGCACAUUUUAAGACUAAUUUACAUAAUUUCAGUAGUACAUCCUAAUGACAAACAGCCAAAUCAUACCUUUCAUGUGAUAAACUUGCUAUAGUUUACUUCCACGUUGCUUAUUCAAAUAACAAUGUCAAAUGUAUCAAGUCAAUCACUGACACAUCAGCGCCACCAUGAGUAAGAAACAGCAUGUAUAAUGUGUACGGGUACACAUAUGGAAUACUGAUUAUUCACCAUAGUUGCACAGAAAAUCAAUGUGAUAUAGUAGUCAUUUGUCUUGUAAUAAACAAAGAAGUAUAUGUCAUGUGUUAGUAAACUUAUAUAUAUAUAUAUAUAUGAAUU
This is a messenger RNA of Xyrauchen texanus (razorback sucker), 8647 nucleotides long. Its product is annotated as G protein-coupled receptor kinase 5-like. Lineage: Eukaryota; Metazoa; Chordata; Actinopteri; Cypriniformes; Catostomidae. The transcript is spliced from 16 exons. The coding region runs from base 647 to 2374 and encodes 575 amino acids. The record is from RefSeq and is a predicted model, not a curated record. Gene Ontology annotation, molecular function: ATP binding; G protein-coupled receptor kinase activity. Gene Ontology annotation, biological process: protein phosphorylation; regulation of signal transduction; signal transduction. Gene Ontology annotation, cellular component: cytoplasm.